GUAGCCCCGGAUGUAGCGGUAGCGCUGCGCUACGCCGCCAUCAUCAUUCAUUCCUUUUGGCAUUAGCAUCGUUUUGUUGUGGGUGAUUGUGCAGCUGACUGUGGCUUUUUGUGGGAAGCCAGCAAUUCUCUUUUAGUUGUUUUUAACGAAUCUAUAUACUGGUCAGAAGGAGGGCGGUGCGUUGGCCUAGGUUUCGACCGGACUAGCGUAUCGUCCGGUCAAGUUUAUACUAUUAAUUUGUGCGACUAAUUCAGCUUUACUGGCUUUCAGAAAUUAAGACACAAUGACUCGUGGUAAUCAGAGAGAUUUGGCCCGCGCCAAGAACCAAAAAAAGCAACAGGAGAUGCAAAAAAAGAAGAAUGCCAAUGAAAAAACUGGACUAUCUCUAUCAGAGAGAAAACAUAGGGAUGCCGAAUUAAUGAGAGAAAAACAACGAAAAAAAGAGGAACAAUCGACGGGCCAGAAGCAAGCUGUACAUUAAUGUUGCACAUAAAAAUAUCUUGACUGCUCCAUAUAUGAACGAAUGCGUACAUUUCAGCUUUGAUACAGGAAGCUGAAAUUGUUCAUGUGAUACCUAAGCAAUCCUCUCAUUUACAAAUGUAUGUUGAAAUCUUUAGUUUCAUCAUAAAGCCUAAUUUAAUAAUAAACAAACCCAAUAA
Molecule: messenger RNA, 659 nt
Organism: Plodia interpunctella (Indianmeal moth)
Lineage: Eukaryota; Metazoa; Arthropoda; Insecta; Lepidoptera; Pyralidae
Exons: 3
Coding region: 284-481 (65 amino acids)
Cellular component (GO): cytosol
Source: RefSeq, a predicted model, not a curated record